Messenger RNA from Paraglomus occultum, 709 nucleotides. NCBI's taxonomy places the organism in Eukaryota, Fungi, Glomeromycota, Glomeromycetes, Paraglomerales, Paraglomeraceae. The record is from the annotation of a GenBank genome assembly.
UACUUUUCUCUUCGCAUUGAACCUCCAAUAACUUCACCUACUUUUUUAGUACAACCUUGCACAUUAACAAUGGUACACACAGUUCUUGACGGUCCAGUUAACGACGAAAAAGAGCUGAAAAGAAUUGUUUCGUUAGAAUAUCGCGUCAAUGAACUGGAAAACAGGCUAUUAAAGGAGGCGACGGCAGCAUUGGAGAAACGUGUGGAAGAGCUAGAAGCCUCGCUAAAAGAGUCUAACGAAGAAGAACAUAUAAGUACUACCCCACCGCCGCCACCUUACACCGUGGUUGACCAGUAUAAUGGUGCAAAUAACGUUCAAUAUCAUACACAGAAUCCAUACCCUGCUACCGUGAUAACAUCGGACGUUGACUAUCGCCUAGCACAGAAACUUCAAGACGAGGAGUAUGCAUUAUGGGUUGAUCAGAAUCAACAUGACUAUCGUACUCGACCCGGAGAGCCGUCAACAGCAGGAACUGCGGCGGCAGCAGGAACAGUAAUACCUCACCAUUGUAGACCACCGAUGCCUCCAAUACCCGAACAUUCUCCAUAUAACCAUCACCAUCAUCCUUGUCAAGGAGGCAAUCCCCAAUAUCCGGUUGUAUACGCAUCACCUAUUCAACCCCCAUUACCAUAUAGUCAGACUAUGCCAUAUGCUUCCAAUAAUGACAUUUGUGGUGAGGGACAACCAUAUUACGGAAGUAUGAAUCAAA